Penicillium olsonii is the source of this 2130-nucleotide messenger RNA. The record is from the annotation of a GenBank genome assembly. NCBI's taxonomy places the organism in Eukaryota, Fungi, Ascomycota, Eurotiomycetes, Eurotiales, Aspergillaceae.
AUGACUGUCGAAAUUCAGAACGGCGUCACCGCCCAUAAGUCUGCGCUGCCUCUGGUCCAGAAGCUCUCCAAGGACCAUGAUCUGGUGCUGAAGACCUUCCGUCUCCUCAUUGCGGAUCUCUGCCAACAAUUCAAUGGUGGACACCCUGGUGGCGCCAUUGGUAUGGCUGCAAUUGGUGUUUCGCUGUGGAAAUACGUGAUGCGCUAUGCACCCCACUCCCCCAGCUUUUUCAACCGAGACCGCUUCGUCCUGUCAAACGGCCACACAUGUCUGUUCCAAUACUCAUUCCUCCACCUCACCGGCUACAAGGACAUGACCUUUGAGCAACUCAAGUCAUACCACUCAGAUCGCGUCGAUGCCCUGUGUCCCGGCCACCCCGAGAUUGAGCAUGAGGGAAUUGAAGUAACCACCGGACCUUUGGGUCAGGGUAUCGCAAACGCCGUGGGUCUGGCGAUGGCGACGAAGAACUUGGCUGCUACCUACAACCGCCCCGGUUUCGAUGUGGUGAACAACCACACUUGGUGUAUGAUUGGCGACGCUUGUCUGCAGGAGGGUGUUGGUUUGGAGGCUAUCUCGCUGGCCGGACACUUCCGCCUCAACAACCUCACUGUCAUCUAUGACAACAACCAGAUCACUUGCGAUGGAUCCGUCGAUCUCACCAAUACCGAAGAUGUUAAUGCGAAGAUGCGUGCUUGUGGGUGGAAUGUGAUUGAUGUCUCCGACGGUUGUUUCGAUAUCGAGGGUAUCGUCCGUGCUCUGGAGGAGGCUCGCGCAUCUAAGGACAAGCCCACCUUCAUUAACAUCAAGACCGUCAUUGGCUUGGAUAGCAGUGUGGCAGGAACUGCGGUCGCCCACGGUGCCGCCUUCGGCGCCAAGAGCAUCAUAGACAUGAAGACCGCAUACGGUUUCAACCCGGAAGAGCACUUUGUCAUUGGAGACUCUGUACGCCAGUUCUUCCAGGGACUUCCCGAGCGUGGCGAGCAAUGGGUCCAGGAAUGGGACCAGCUGGUGAGAGACUACACCAGCAAAUAUCCCGAGCUGGGAGCCAGCUUCCAAAGUCGCGUUCGGGGUGAGCUUCCCACGAACUGGCAGGAUCACAUCCCGAGUAGCUUCCCUGACAAGCCCACUGCCACCCGAGCUGCGUCUGGACUGGUGUUCAACCCCAUCGCCAAAGAGGUCAACUCCUUCAUGGUUGGAACAGCAGACCUUUCACCAUCUGUUAACAUGAUCUGGCCCGGCAAGGUCGACUUCCAGCAUCCCGACCUCCGCACCACAUGUGGCAUCAAUGGUGAUUAUUCUGGUCGCUAUAUUCACUACGGCGUGCGUGAACAUGCAAUGGCAGCCAUUUCCAACGGGUUGGCUGCCUAUUCUCCCAACACCAUCAUUCCGGUUACCUCGACCUUCUUCAUGUUCUACCUUUAUGCUGCUCCUGCCGUCCGAAUGGGUGCACUGCAGCACCUGCAGAUUAUCCAUGUCGCGACCCAUGACUCCAUCGGCAUGGGCGAGGAUGGUCCGACUCACCAGCCUAUUGAGCUAGCUAAUUUAUAUCGCGCGAUGCCAAACCUGCUUUAUAUCCGCCCCGGUGAUAGCGAGGAGACAGCUGGUGCCUGGAUCGCCGCCAUUGGAGCCAAGAACACCCCCAGCAUCAUCUCUACCUCUCGCCAGACUUUGCCUCAACUGGCUCAAACCCGUCGGGACAGCGUGGCUCUUGGCGCGUAUGUCCUGUCGGAAGCCGAGUCGGCCACUGUCACUCUGAUUGGUGUCGGAGCCGAGCUUUCUUUUGCACUGGAAGUCGCCACUCAACUGAAGGCCCAGAAAGGCAUCACUGCACGUGUGGUCAGCUUCCCUUGCCAGCGCCUGUUUGAGAAGCAGUCUUUGAAGUACAAGCGUGAUACUCUGCAGCGACACCGCGGUAUCCCCGCCGUGGUGAUUGAGCCCUACGCUCCCAAUGGAUGGGAGCGGUAUGCGGAUGCGGGUAUCUGCGUGACGCGCUUCGGCCACAGCCUUCCAGGCAAGGCUGCGUACAAAUUCUUUGGAUUUGAGAUUGAUACGUUGACUACCAAGGUAGCCAACUAUCUUCAGCAGAUUCAAGAAGACGAGUUCCUUCGCAGAGAGUUUGUUGAACUAUGA